Messenger RNA from Penicillium canescens, 1158 nucleotides. RefSeq lists its product as uncharacterized. Bases 1 to 1158 code for a protein of 385 amino acids. Lineage: Eukaryota; Fungi; Ascomycota; Eurotiomycetes; Eurotiales; Aspergillaceae. The transcript has a single exon. The record is from RefSeq and is a predicted model, not a curated record.
AUGCCCUGGUUUCCACUGAACGUCAAUGAUGGCUCGGUGUCAUGGAGCUUCGACAUCGUCGGUUUGCUGGCCGUCGUCGGAGGAUCCGCCAUUGGAAAGUAUGCGCAGGCUAUCACCGCAUCGCCCUUUGGCAGCAUCCCUCGUCUCCUACCGGCCCCCGAGACGAUGCUGGACACCGACCGGCCAGCGCGAUUGCCCGCCAUCAAGGAUGUGACCGUCGUUGGCGUUUACUCCGGCAAUCAAUUCAGCGAACUCAACUUCUUCGCUGAUGUGAUUCAUAAAAUCAACGAACUAAAGCCAUAUCAGUUUAGAUCCUUCAAAAUCACCCACAAGAAGGACGACCCCGAGCACGCCAAGAAGAACCAGGUCUUCGAUGAAGAGGGCCAUGAAAAAGCCAUUAUCCCACUGCAUCGGUUCUGCCCGUUGAACCUGGUGACCUUGGUCUCAAUUCUGAUGACAAUUGCGCUAUUCAUCUGGGCCGGUGUCCAGCAUGAGGCGGUCGCUUUUCUUGGCCUAGGGACCAUGUCACUAUCUACCAGCAUGGCUUGUAUGUCCGCGCAGUGGCGACCGAGACUCUCGGUCCGCACUGUCAAGGGUGAUGUGCCCCCCGGAGAUGUUGUGAUCCGCACGCGAGCUGGAGCAUUUGUCUCUGUCAAAUGCUCCGAGGAGGUCGCACGCGAGCUUUACGCGGGUACCGAAGUCUGCGACUAUGUCUUCAAGGGACGGGUGCACCAGUGUCUUCUCGGUUCCAGCACGGUUCUUCUCAUGGCUGCCAUCAUAUUCUUCAGUAACUGCAGCUGGAAACUUCAGAUCGCCGUCGGACUGGCCUAUAUCAUCCUCAACCUCGCCUACUGGGCCAUGGCGCUACUGACGGACCCGGCGGAUAUGUGGAACAUGGAGUCUCGGUAUCAUGUGGAGGAGCUUCCUGGGGCCGAUAGGAAGAACUACACCCUGGUUCUCUGGGAUGCUAUUCGAACAACCGGGAAGAUUGGCUGGGUCAAAAAGACGGGGAUGGCACCGUCGACGAAGAACUGGGAUGGAUGGCUGCAGGAGGCGAAGGAUAACAGCAACAAUCCGGGCUGGGAUUCUGAGGCAGCACGAAACAAAUGGAUGAGCAUGAAGUUCGGAUCUACGGAGCAAAAGACUGAGGUCGAGUGA